AUGUGACCUAACAUAAUCGGCACUCGGGGACGGCUGGGACCUGUCAAGCACGUGACAAUUUUUUAUGUUGCAUGCCAACAUCUAUGCAAAAUUGCGUACGAUCAGCACUUUCGAAUUUGUUGAUUUUUUCUUUAAAUUCCGCGCUGUGCAAUUUUUGUGCCGCCGCAAAACGGUGGGAAGUGAGUUGUGACUGCAAAAUAUUUUCACACACGACCCUAGUUCAAAUAUAAAAUCGGUCUACGCAAAACAGAUCGGAUCAUAGCAAAAAAGCAGACGCCAGUGUCACUCUUUUGUCCACCCAUACGGAUUAUUGCCGCCCACGGAUUUUUUCAGUGUGGAGAAGAUGGGCGAGGGGCGAGGACGCCACACUUGCCGGGUGCUAUCCACCUGCUGCGUCCUCUGCUGCUGCAUUUUGGUGCACCACGGAUGCGGUGCGCAGAGUCACCCUCCAGAUGACCACAGUGCCAUCAGCGAUCCAAUGCAAGAGUUGCUCAGACGCUACGGCAAUGGUACUGUUAUUACGCACGAAGGACUGGAAAAACUAUUCAAAGACCUUAAGAUUCCGCAUCACCAUCAUCACACUGAAAAUGAUUUGAACUUGAGCCAGGAAAAUGAUCAUCAGAAUGAGCUGUCUGUCUGCAAAUGGCAAGAACCUAUUUCCAGAGAAUCAAUUGCAAGUGAUUGUCCUUCGUUAUUGCUGCGAAUCGUCGAGCCGUCCCUUUGCAAUGAGAAGCACAAAAACAAUAACAACCCCCUGCCAGGCCACAUUUGGAUGUACGCGGUGAUCAGCAUAGUUGUGAUAUCAGCGUGUGGCCUUCUGGCCGUGGCUGUCAUUCCUGUGAUGCAGAAACUCUUCUACCAACAGAUGAUUCAGUUUCUUGUGGCUCUUGCCGUUGGUACCCUGUGUGGUGAUGCCCUGCUGCACUUGUUACCACAUGCCAUGACUGGAGGUCACAGUCAUGAUGAGGAGAGUAGGAGGAAUGUUUGGAGGGGUUUUGUAGCUCUUGUUGGAAUUUUGCUAUUUUUCUUUAUGGAGAGGUGUCUAACAGUUGUGUCAGAGUGGAGAAGAAGGAACCAAAAGAAGAAAAAGCAACUGCCGCCAAAGGUGAAAGUGAUGAGAGAUCCGGAGCAAUUGCAAGGAAACAGUGCAGUGGGUGAAAAGCUUUGCAAACACAAAUAUAGUUCCUAUCCAUACUGCUAUGAGGAAAUCACAGGCAAAGCUGUUGCUGAAUCUGGAGACAAGAAGGUGGAGCCGGAGGAAACUGUGGCCGAGAAUGCUACUGAGAAAAGUGAGGCCCAAUCUCCGGUGCUGAUAGUCAACCAAGAGCUCAAGGUGGUCGAGGAGGAACCUGCCGAGAAUGGCGAAGGCUACACAGUGAUAGUUCGAGAACACGAACGCUCACACCACGGACACUCUCAUUCGCACGGUCAUGUGCACUCUGCACCUUCAUCUCUAAGCUCUGUGGCCUGGAUGGUCAUCAUGGGCGACGGACUCCAUAACUUGACAGAUGGCCUAGCCAUUGGUGCUGCGUUUGCUGGUGGCCUUACCAGUGGUUUUUCAACUGCCACUGCCGUGUUUUGUCAUGAACUUCCUCAUGAAUUGGGUGAUUUUGCGGUGCUGCUGAAAGCAGGAAUGAGUGCCAAAGAAGCUAUUUGCUACAACCUGCUUUCAUCCUUCUUGUGCUUUGUGGGGAUGCUGAUAGGAAUUACAAUAGGCCACUCUGAAACGGCUGCAGGAUGGAUUUACGCUGUGGCUGCAGGAACUUUCCUCUACAUUGCGUUGGUGGACAUGAUCCCAGAGUUGACAAACGGCCAUUCCUCAGGCUCAUGGCUACAGACACUGAUCCUGCAAUUGUGUGGUAUGUCUUUCGGGGUAACCAUAAUGAUGCUGAUCGCCUUCUAUGAAGAGAAUUUGCAUAAUUUGUUUAACGACUGAAGCAGUCACAUCUCAACUACGGAGGCCUAAUUUUCAGAACAUUUUGCAGUAUUAAUUUUCGUAAUCAUGAGGCAUUUCAAUUUAGAACUCUCAUUUUGCAAUCUCUAAUUUUUAUUGCCAUUUACAAAAAAAAUACCAAGGGCCUCUUGGUUUAAAAUGGUGCAUUUUUUAUUUGGCCAUGUUGUACAGUCAACGUAGAGUCGAUAAUUUGUGUUUUAAACAAAUAACACGAUUUUUAUUUUACUUGUUAUAUGAGUUUGUUCCUACAAAAUUUUUUACCAGUUUUGAACACAAGAUUUGAGUAGAGAAACAUAUCUACCGAUCAUCAAACAGCAAUAUUUUUUACGAUUGACCAAGCGUGAUAAAUCUCUUUGGCAUUAACAAAAUUAUGCAUUUUUAUAAAAUGGUCUGGUUGGUUAGUUUUCUGACUAGCAAACUUGUUUACUUAAUUAGAGGUUAGCCAUAGGAAGCAUUUUGUGUAUGAUAUCAUUCAUUAAAAAUUUAAGUCAAAUGUUUUGUA
Messenger RNA from Neocloeon triangulifer, 2456 nucleotides. Its product is annotated as zinc transporter foi-like. Gene Ontology annotation, cellular component: membrane. The coding region runs from base 344 to 1936 and encodes 530 amino acids. The transcript is spliced from 8 exons. The record is from RefSeq and is a predicted model, not a curated record. Gene Ontology annotation, molecular function: zinc ion transmembrane transporter activity. Gene Ontology annotation, biological process: zinc ion import across plasma membrane; intracellular zinc ion homeostasis. NCBI's taxonomy places the organism in Eukaryota, Metazoa, Arthropoda, Insecta, Ephemeroptera, Baetidae.